Molecule: messenger RNA, 152 nt
Organism: Racocetra persica
Lineage: Eukaryota; Fungi; Glomeromycota; Glomeromycetes; Diversisporales; Gigasporaceae
Source: the annotation of a GenBank genome assembly
CAGUUAGUGAAGAUACACAAAAACCCGAUCUAUGUUCUAGUCCUGUAAUACGAGUAAUUAACAUGGAUGUACCGAAAGUUGCAAUAAAAGAUUAUUGGGGCAGGAGCUCCACCUUAACAUUAAAAAAAUAUUUUCCCGUGCCAGAGGCACAG